Episyrphus balteatus (marmalade hoverfly) is the source of this 3471-nucleotide messenger RNA. RefSeq names its product GATA zinc finger domain-containing protein 14-like. The transcript has 3 exons. The record is from RefSeq and is a predicted model, not a curated record. Lineage: Eukaryota; Metazoa; Arthropoda; Insecta; Diptera; Syrphidae. Bases 136 to 2112 code for a protein of 658 amino acids.
AAAUAAAUUGCGCUCCACCAUUUUAAAUUCCAACAAAAGUUUGCAAGGCGUGGAAUCAAGCGGUGUUUCUUCUCAAAAAUUGUGUUAAAUUAUUUAAUUUAAACCAAGACAUUUCUCUUAAAAUCUUUUAAAAAAAUGGCUCCAAAACUUUUCUGCAAACUGUGCAUGAAUAUGCCCAAAAGAAAUGGCAUCACAAAAAUCAAUUCUCUACCCAAAACUUUUACUAUACUUUUGGAACAAAUGAGUGGAAUGAAGUUUAACAAAGCCGAAUCCCUUGACAUGGUUAUUUGCUUGAAAUGCCUCAAUUUUCUGAAGAACAUGGACAAUUCAGCAACAACACCCAAGUCGAACAAGAUUUCAGAGGAGGGUAAGAAGAGAGUAUUUAGGUUAAUGGAAAAGAAACGGGUUCCGGCUGGCGAAGCCAUUGAGAUUGUUUUGGCUGAACAAAGAGCCAAAGAGUUGCUUCUCGAAUCGGGUUUGAAUCCAAAUGAUAAUGGGCCAAAUAAUAUGGCGUCACCGACCCAACCCAAAAUACCUAGAUUGAACGGUUCCCAACGCAAAAAGGCAAACAUUUUGGUCGAAGCUGGCAUGGACCCUGAAGCUGCUAAGCAGCUUAUUUAUGCUGCAAAGAUAGCAAAUGCUGCUGUUAAUUCUACUGCCCAGACCAAUCCAGAUCUGGUGGCAAGUAUGAUGCAAAUGCAAGGACCAAUUGGUCCAAUUAGGCCUAACCAACAAAAUGUCCAGAGGCCUGGUGUUCAAAGAAAUAAUCUUCAACAAGGGGUAGGUGGUCAAAGAAAUAAUCAGCAGCAAAGGCCAGGUGGUCAAAGAAUCAAUCAGCAACAGGGGGCAGGUGGCCAGAGAAAUAAUAAUAACCAGCCACAAGGUCGUAACACACAAAUCGGAAAGGCAAGACCUGCCCAAGUCGGUCAAGCUAAAGCCGCUCAACCUAAAGCCGCACAAAAAACCCCUGUUCAGCGAGUUGCUCCCCAAAAUUCUGGUCCAGGCCCAAAGGGUUCUAACCAAAAAGGGAACGCUAAUCAAAAGGUCGUUCCCAACCAAAAAGCCGCACCUGUCAAGAAACCCACUAUUUCACCUGGCAUUCUUAUCCCACAAACCAGGCGACAAAACAAUAACUCAGGCGGAGGAAGAGGUGCUGGACCAAUUGUCGCUCAGCGUCGCAAUGAACGUCCAGCUCCCUACAACACCAAUAAUCGCCAACAAAACCAAUCUUUCCAGCAAAACCAAUCUUACCAGCAAAACAAUAAUAACAACUUCAACAACCAACUUAACCAACAACAGCAAUGCCAAAAUUCUUCUUCUUAUGAAGUUGGCAUUGUGCCCAUUAAUUAUCCCAAUGAUAUUUUUGACAAUUUGAAACUUGAUGCCCUCAAAGAGGCCAUCACCAAUGAGAUUUUGAAGAUUCCCCAAGGCGGUCCACUUAUCCGUUUCUUGGGCACAACUUCUCAGAACGGCUGGUUGAAGAUUAUUUGUGCUGAUCAGUUGAGUUAUGAUUGGUUGGCGAUGUUGGUUUCACGUUGGGAGCGCGCCGGAGUUCGCAUGGUCGAGGGCAAUAAUAUGCCCGGCAAUAACAUGUCGAAUUCUGCGAUUCUCAGUGUUUAUCUUGAGGGAGAUUUCCGUUCUCCCAAUGAGAUUCUCAGUAUUAUUGAAAAACAAAAUAAUGGUUUGAGUGCAAACCAGUGGCAAGUCAUGAAUCGUGAAUCGGAUGGCAAUGGCCAAUUGAUAACGGUUGGUGUGAGUGAGCGAUGCUUCCAGGCUCUGCAAAAUCGCAAUUUUAUGGUAUUCCUUGGCCUGGGUGUUGUUGAAAUGCAGCCAAAGAAUUUAAACAACUCGAAUAAUGGGGGUUCGUUUAAUCAGAAUUCUUCAUUGCAAAAUUUCUCACGCAAUGAUAAUAAUGGUAAUUUUGGUGGCAAAAAUAUGAUGCAAGGUGGCAUGGGUGGAAUGGGUAAUAAUGACAAUUUCAGAUCAAAUUUUAAUAAUAAUAAUAAUUCUGGACGCGGUAAUUUUGGUAAUAAUGGCAACAAUUAUCAAAAUCAAAAUGCAAACGUAGGCAAUCAAUUUGGUGGUGGAUACCAAAACCAAAGAAAUUGGUAAAUUGGUUUUUAUUUAAAAUUAGCUUAAGCAGUGUUUUUUUUUCUAACCAAGAACAAAACAAACUUAAUUUAAACUUAAAUGUACAACAUUAUGAAAUAGAAAUAAAACAAAAAACUAAGUAAUAAAUUACUUAGAAUACUCCAUUUUUUGGGUUUUGUAAAUUUUGAUUUGUAAACAUUGGUGGUUUAAAAAUAAGACGGUAAUUUUGAUUUCUAUAAAAAAGUUACUUGUUUUUUUUUUGAACCAUCAAUUUUAUUGAAUAAUAAUGUAUUAGGCUGUAAUGAAGCCUAUUACAUAAACAAAAUGAUGUGUUAAAAAUCAAAUUAAGUGCAUUUUUUGUAUUUAUCUUAGUUUGGUUUGCCCUGCCCUUGAAUAAACAAAAUAAACAAAUUGAAUGGAACUGUAAAUAAAAAAAUUCUCUGUACUAUCCUUAUUUGUCGCAUGAAUCCCAAUUAUCAGACAUGUUUUGAUUUUAUAAUUUUAAUUUGUGAAUUCACAAACCGAACGAGAAUAUUUUUAAGAAUAUUAAAUUCGUAGUGUAAUUUUCAUUUGGCUACUCUUUCCAAUACUGCAAACAAUUUGUUGUUUUUCGCAAAAGACGCUUAAGAGACAAAAAACACCUUUCUGGUAAAUUUAUUCCAAAGAAUCUGACAUAAGUCAUCAAGUAAGGUGAUUGUUAAGGUAAAUUCCGUCUGCUUGCACUUUGCAAAACAAACGCUCUUUACUCGAAUUUAAAGAAAACAAAUGGAAUCAUCGCCAAUAUUCAAUGAUGAAAUCAAUUUCCAUCGUAUUUGAAUUCAAUUACAAUGAUAACAGGAGUUUGAAAAAAUCCUUCACCAUCAACAUGUCGUUCGUUGUAAAAAUUAUUAAAAUAACAAACCUUUUUGACUAAUUUCCGAUAGUUGUAUUUGCGCUACAAGCUAUUUGCUUGUAGCGCAAGACAGCUCCAUAAUACAUUUACAGCGAUUUGUGUUUUCGCUCGUUCAAAUUUUGAAAGUAUGUACUACAAGCUACAGCUUCAUACGCGCAUUAUAUUCAGCCAGUAACUCUUAGGGCUGGGAACUCGAACCCAAACCUUUACCGUACUACGAAGACAAUGGUAAAGCUGAAGCUACACCUUGUGGUAAUGUCAAAGUUGAAAGAACGAAAAUAGUUUGCAGCGGUACAAUUUUUUGUGGCAUAACACAAUGCAAUAUUGUGUUUAAGCGGUUUUAUUUAUUCAAAAAUGUAGGGCUAUUCAUCCUUACUUCGGUAAUUGGUAAAUCGUGAAUGGAGUUCCAGCUUCUCUUGGCUUUUUGUGUGUUGGAAAUCAACUUUUUGGUUAAUUUUCUUGUGAAAACUUUUUUAGGUAAAAAAUUC